Molecule: messenger RNA, 660 nt
Organism: Sporothrix schenckii 1099-18
Lineage: Eukaryota; Fungi; Ascomycota; Sordariomycetes; Ophiostomatales; Ophiostomataceae
Exons: 2
Coding region: 1-660 (219 amino acids)
Source: RefSeq, a predicted model, not a curated record
AUGGCCUCAGCCUUCAUCGUGGCAAUCGUCACGUUGGCGGCGUUGAUUUUCUCGAGGAACUUGUCGCGGGCCCACCAGCUGGAUGGCCUUGUCGACAAACAUACGGUGCAGUGCCGCGUCAUCCGAUGCCCCGGCCGACACGCCGCUCGCUUCCACAAACUCGUCGGUGGCCAGGCCCGUCCUCGCAAGAAUUGUGUCAAUCUCCUUGCGCGCGAGCACUACCAGCGCCGUGACGCCGUAGUAGCUGGCAAUGGCAUUGGUCCAGAUGUGCCGCGCCGCAACAGUGGAUUAGCGUCGACGGCCGGUUUUUUGUCGCAUUCGUCUGCGGCUGCGUCUGCGGCAGCGUGUGCGACCACCGUCGACGGGCCCGCCUGCGACCGCCUUGCCGUCGACGUCCUCUGUGUCCUCGGCAGGCAACUCACUGUACAGCGGGUUCUCCUCGCCGUACAAGAAGCUCAGCGUACGGCUCACCACCGCCGCGCCAAACUCCUCGACCUUGUCCGCAUGGUUCCGCGCUUCCUCAAAGUGGCCGCCGAGAGGAAGAAAAGGUUAGAAUUAAUCUUUGUUAUAAUGCACACCUAUCUUCACUCUCGAAUUUACUACUACUACCUGACGACUAUUAUUAUGAAGACAUAUCCAACUAAUAAUUAUAAUAGUUAA